This is a messenger RNA of Lampris incognitus (smalleye Pacific opah), 2524 nucleotides long. Its product is annotated as receptor-type tyrosine-protein kinase FLT3-like. The record is from RefSeq and is a predicted model, not a curated record. Gene Ontology annotation, biological process: B cell differentiation; protein phosphorylation; multicellular organism development. Gene Ontology annotation, molecular function: transmembrane receptor protein tyrosine kinase activity; ATP binding. NCBI's taxonomy places the organism in Eukaryota, Metazoa, Chordata, Actinopteri, Lampriformes, Lampridae. Gene Ontology annotation, cellular component: signaling receptor complex.
GCUGCGGAACGCUUCGCUGCGGCGAACGUGCGAUCGAGAGGUCCCCGGAGCUGAGUGUGCCCGCUCGGGGCCCGGAGCUCACGGCGCCAAGGAGAGGCCGGAGUAGAAACGGUGAGAAUGGUGAAACUCCUGCCCACGCCACAGAGAUGUCAGAGAGCACAGUCAAAAGUUUGUCUUUUAUCCAUUCACCCGUGAUGUGCUGUGCUAGGAACACUGAAGGGGAAGAAUGCUCCCAAAUAUAUGACUAUGACAUGAACAGAAGAUCGAAGAUAAAUGAGAUAGAUGACGAGGCUCCGAGGGUGAUCCUGAGCCUUAGACAGUCCCUACUGCUUCGUUGCAAAGUUGAAGGCCAAGGCCAGUUUCCAGCGCCAGAGUGGCAGAAAGACGGUAAAAUACUGGAUAGUCACAAUGCUAACUACUUUGCUGGAGACUCCGCGAUCAAGGAUGAGAUUUGGCUCUUAAAUGACAAACAUCCGAGGGUUAAGAUGGCCUACUUGUUCAUCGCGUCAGCCAAUGCAAACCAUGCUGGUUUGUAUAACCGCAGGGAUUACAAAAACCAAAUAAAAUCUGUCCAAAUCCAUGUCCCGGCUGAGGGUUUCCUUUCGGUUGAUAUGGAGGAGAGCAAAACCCUAUCAGGCCUCGAGGAAUCAGGCUUCUGCCUGAAAGCCACGGUCUCCUCUCACCCGUCCCUCCAGCGCUGUGACUGGGAGGACCCAGAUCAGAACAAGCUCAACUGCUCACGGCCCACGCAGUUGUGGAUGAACAGCUGUCAGAAAGACUCCCCUCACUGGAGAGAGAUCCCAGGCACCGCCCAAGAGGACUCUAAUUCGUCCUGUACCCAAGAUGACAACUCUGCUGCACUGAAAGCAGGCAGUUUGUUCUUAUUCGUGGCUUUGAUGGUAGUCUGCCUGGUGCUCAUGUACUUUGUCAAAAAGAAGAAACCCAAGUAUCAGAGCCAGCUCCAAAUGAUCCAGAUGGUGGGGCCCAGUGACAAUGAUUACAUCUAUAUAAACUUCAAGGACCUCGAGUAUGACCGGAAAUGGGAAUUUCCCAGGGAGAAUCUUGAAUUGGGUAAGGAGUUGGGCUCCGGGGCCUUCGGCAUGGUUGUCCAGGCUACAGCCUUCGGCAUCAACAAGCCUGGGGUCUCGCAUCAAGUGGCUGCCAAGAUGCUUAAAGAGAAACACCACUCGGUGGAGAAGGAAGCGCUGAUGUCAGAGCUGAAGAUGCUGACCCACAUUGGUCACCAUGCCAAUAUUGUUAACCUGCUAGGGGCAUGCACAAGCUCAGGACCCACAUACCUGAUCUUCCAGUACUGUUGUUAUGGAGACCUGCUGAACUACCUAAAGACCAACAGGGGGCGCUACCACAAGUCUCUGACGGAUGCCUUCAACAAGGACCGCUUUACCAGUCUCUACCAUAACGUGCAGCACAAGACGAGCUCGAGCGAGUUCCAAGGACAGACAGCCGACUUCAUACAGACUGAUCCCUCCGUCCCCAAGAGGCACGAAACCGAUGCCCUUCUCAGCCUCAACUCUAGCUCUAUGGACCCCUCUAGAGGGCCAGGGAUGUACGAGGAGGCAGAGGAAGAAGUGAAGGAGUCGCAAGCGCUGACCUAUGACGACCUGCUGGGUUUCGCCUACCAGGUGGCCAAGGGCAUGGAGUUCCUCUCCUCCAAGAACUGUAUCCACCGGGACCUGGCAGCUCGCAACGUGUUGGUGUCUAAAUGUAGACAGGUGAAAAUUGGCCGGGACAUUGACAAUGACUCCAACUAUGUCGUGAGAGGAAACGUGCGUCUGCCGGUGAAGUGGAUGGCGCCAGAGAGCAUCUUCCAGGGAAUGUACACCAUUAAGAGUGACGUCUGGGCCUAUGGCAUCCUUCUCUGGGAGAUCUUCUCGCUAGGUGUCACUCCAUACCCUGGGGUUAAAGUGGACAACAAAUUCUACGCAAUGAUUGAGAGGGGCUUUAAGAUGGAGUGUCCGUAUUAUGCCAGCGAUUCUCUCUACCGGAUGAUGUGUGAGUGCUGGGCCCUGGAGCCUUGUGACCGGCCUCCGUUCUCCAAGUUGGAGACUUUUAUGGAUGUCCAGCUGAGAGGCACAGUGGCGGAGCUCUACCAUAAUGUGCCGGAUAGGAACACCAUGGACCCCAUCUACCAGAAUGCAAAAGACGAUGCCGAUAUAUCAGCACUGACCAAAGAGAAGGAGAAUCCGACACAGUCCCACAACGAAUACUGCCAGACCUAUGCUACUGAGAAAAUGCCAUCGCCACUUGCCGACGCUGACGCCUCGACAGCUGAUGGCAAACACUUGAUACCGGAUGAUUCUGGGAGUCAUCUGUAAACGUACUUGCUGAUAUUUCCUGGUACCCGAUGCCCAUCUGUAUUUGCUCCUAAAGGAGGCAAACUCCUCAGCCUAACUUUGAUUAUGCAGCCUAUUAAACAUUUCCUUUGUAAUAGUAAUCAAACUGCAGCUCGCAGAGGAGCUCUAAUGCAUUUGUUGUAUAUUUUACUCAUGGACACAUCGUCAGU